AACAGUUUCCGGUUUGAAGUAAACACAAGUUUGACAUUGGGCAUUUUUUUUGCAUUAAAGAUGGGUUUGAUGCCUUUAAAUGCAGUAAGACAGUUAUUUAGAGCAAUGGCUGACACUCCAGGCUUUGACCGAGUACUUAGCAAGGUAGACGUAUUGUCUGCUAGCCCUGGGAAAGUAGUGUGUGAGAUGCAGGUGGCAGAGGAGCACACAAACCGGGGGGGCACGCUGCACGGGGGGAUGACCGCGACUCUGGUGGACGUCAUCUCCACCUUGGCCAUUAUGUACAGUGAGAGGAGCGCGCCAGGCGUCAGCGUGGACAUGAACAUUACAUACAUGAAUGCAGCCAAGGUUGGGGAAGACGUCCUUAUCACCGCCCAGGUUCUAAAACAGGGAAAAACAUUGGCUUUUGCUACUGUUGACCUUACAAACAAAGCCAGUGGAAAAAUUAUUGCACAAGGAAGGCACACCAAACACCUUGGUAGCAGCUAAACACAUGUCUUGAGUCCAAUACUGUGGACUGCAGAGCCUGUAAAUAUUUUGCUGUUGCAUUCUCGUCAGUGAUUGUGAUUUCAUGCACAUGCAAUAAAAACAAAUGGACAAAGGUGUAUUCUUUC
Periophthalmus magnuspinnatus is the source of this 614-nucleotide messenger RNA. It is a transcript of the gene acot13, whose product is annotated as acyl-CoA thioesterase 13. The record is from RefSeq and is a predicted model, not a curated record. Bases 61 to 489 code for a protein of 142 amino acids. The transcript is spliced from 3 exons. Lineage: Eukaryota; Metazoa; Chordata; Actinopteri; Gobiiformes; Gobiidae. Gene Ontology annotation, molecular function: fatty acyl-CoA hydrolase activity.